CGGAGAGCGACGUUGACUCCCACGGGCGUUCUAACCUCACACGCAACUCGAUUGCUAGCUCACGCUAGAUAUAUAUACUCCUUCCUCGGUUUUUGAGAACUGCCCAUUCUUUCUGUUACCUUCCAAGUGCGUGCAGAGCCGUCUCUGCAGUAUUAUUACCCACGGGCGGAGGCUGCCAGUUCGCCGUUUUGCCGCUCGUGGUCAACUUUGCGCGUACUGGUCGAUCGCCACUGGAUCGGACAGAUGCUUCUCACAUCCGCGGCAAGAAUUACUAGCAUAUCUGCACCGUCCCGAAGGUCCUCGAGGAUAAUUUAGAUCCCGACCGUUGGUCUAGCGCGUUUCCUGAUCACUCCACGUCGGACAUUCUCGGUGCCGUCUCGAUGCGGUGACUCGACGCAAGAAGUAAAGUCCUGCGUGUUUAGAUUCAACUGGGCGCGGCUCCGUUCAUUCGCCAUUGAAGAUUGAUCGCGUAUGUUUUUGUCUUCGGUACUUGCCUCUAACGCUACUCCUUCCUGCCCCGAUAUACCAUUCGUUAUGAACGACAGUCGUGAUGUCUUGGCGAAUCGGGGGGCUUCCCAUGCGGAGGCCAGUGCGAACAGCGACGGCGUGACCUUGAACACAUCAACAGAGCGAGAUUCCAGGAAACCGGUUCACGCAGAUCAUAUCCAAGUCCCACGAUCCCCUCAGCUUUUAUCCUUGCGAGUAGAUGGAUUGAAUUUCGGGAUUCACGACAAGAAUAACCACGGUGCCGCCUAUGUUGAAACCCCCGAACGUGGUAGCGACACCUCCGCAGAUGCUCGACGGCCAGAAUCACAUUCCGCGAGCACCUUCACAGACCUACCCAGCCUACCUGCCCCUGUAUCCAACGCUUGUGAGCAACCCGCCGAGUUGGACAAUCCCCGUUCCUUCGUCGAGAACUCGCAGUCAUCACAAACAGAGCCAAACUCGGAGAAUUCCCAGGACUCUUCGCAUACGCUGUCGUUUAAUGGAAAUGGAGUAGAUAUACUUCCUCCACUAAAAUCGGAACAAAGCACCAAUGGUUCAGUUUCCCCUGUACGAUCUCCCAAACAUCAUGCAUCGCAAUCGGGCAUCGAGACAAAAUUUGCUCCCGGGCACAAGAGGACAGCAACUGGAGACAUCAAGCCUAUCUCGGCGCAGCUCAUUACACCGCAAUCUUAUGAUGUAGAAGGGGCUUCACGGCGUCGUUCAAAAAGCACAGGUUCUCCUGCACAUGGGAGCCGUAUCGCACAGUUGUCUGUUCACAUUCGGACGCGAUUGUCCUAUGCGGCAGCCAAGAUAGAAAAGUCCCGACAGUCACAAACCAGUUCUCAGCUCGCACUACGUGGACUAGACAACCUAUCUUCUCUAGACUCGCAGACCACGAGUGGCUCCGGAUCACCACUCAGUUCAAACCCGACAUCUCACCCCACCUAUAAUUCAAGCGCCUCAACUCCUCGACCUUUCCUGUCCCAUCACCGUUCUCAGUCGGCGCUUUCGUCGCAUGGUAAACUCCUUGCUAUUCCUAAAUUGGCACCACCUGUGGAUAUAAUCUCUUCAAAUGGAGACACGCGGCGACGACGACCAAACCCGAAUGAGCCCCUUCAGAAGCCGGUUGGUCGGAGUCCAUACUCUCAUCACAAACGGCAUCAUUCAACCCAGGAAUUGUCCGUGGACAAUUCAAUGAAUGGUUCACCGAGGGUCAUGGGGCCUGGGACGCCAUAUAUUCCUCCUUUUUCGCGUGCGCCUACAUCAUCCCAAGAGGGGUCUCAUGGAACCAGAACCCAAUCUCAAAACACGUCAAUGGAGCAGGAUGCAAUUGAAACACUCCUGUUCAUGUCUAGUCCCGAAAACUCAGGCUAUCGUUCAAGUCCAAGGCCAUUGCAGCCUCUGGCGACGCAGAGGAGUCUGAAUGAAUCGAUAUAUUCCAGCCAUAAUGGAAUCGGGUCUCAUCCCAGCCAAGGCUCACAAAGAAAUGGGUCGCAGAACAGUGGGAAUGCGACCAAGUACAAAAUCCUUGGCUUGGGGCUGGAGGCCAACGCGGGCGAUGAAAUCGACCGCAUUUUAGACCAGAUGGAGAGCGAUAGCGAGGAUGAUUCUCAGUAUGCAUCGCACCGUCUUCAUGCCAAAACUCAGUUCAGGGGGCACCAGGGACGUCCACGGUGAUCUCUUUGAUCAUGAUGGUUGAUUUUUGCUUGCAUUUGAAUUUGCCAAUUCGCAUUUGGGGGUCAUAUUGCAUGCAUUUACGCAGGCCUGUCAGGCUAAUUGCAUUCGCAUCGUAUACAUGCUAAUUAAUGAUAUUUAGACUGGAUCAUUACGUUUUCCGAAUCACGUCGUAGCCGGAAGCUGGCAAUAUGUUAAAAUUUGUCUAUCCGUAUGCAAGAGUUCUAUGAAUUAG
Molecule: messenger RNA, 2395 nt
Organism: Penicillium brasilianum
Lineage: Eukaryota; Fungi; Ascomycota; Eurotiomycetes; Eurotiales; Aspergillaceae
Source: the annotation of a GenBank genome assembly